GAGAAAAACCCAAAAACUUGCAUCUGACAAAUGAUUGACGACGACAUUAUGCCAUAGAAAGCGCUGACCUCUACUUCAUUUGGCAGUGUAUGUUUGUGUUUGUUGUGCGGCGAAUUCUAAUUUGGCGAAUGUCAUUAAAAGCAUUUCGCCAUCAUACACACUUAGUACAAUUUUGAUUCAAUUUUUUUUUUCGUCGAUUCAAUUUUAUUGAACAAAAAUAAAUAUUGUUUGGAAUUCAAUUCGAAGGCGACUAACAUGAAAUAAUGUAUUGACCGUUGGAAUUGGGAGCAUUCUCAUUCGAUUUACGUUGAUAAAAUCAUUGUUGGUUGUCGCAAUUAAAGCACAUGGUGCGACCGACUGAAUCCAAUGCCGAUGCCUCUCCGUAUCGAUUCCAUUUAUCGUUGUGAUAUUUUCUAUUCAAGGCAUAAAACGUUUAUCAAAAUUCAGCAACCACAAUGCAAAAUAUCAAAACAGAUAGCAGCGGGAAUGAGGCCGAUGGAUCGAUGAAUCAAGCAUCACAUUCGAUGGUGGAUCGACCGUUUUUCUAUUUGCCACAGUUUACACAGCCAGUAUCCACAGUUCAAGUGCAGAUGCAGUUGCCAAGUGUGCAGCCACGGAAUAUGCCAUCGGCCACGGUGAACGCAAAUCGAAGGUGUGACAUUUGUAAUAAGAUCUUUUCAACGCCCGGCAAUUGCAGCAUACAUAAGAAAAAGCAUGCCGCCGACAAUGAAAAGGUCCAAUGUGAUGAUUGUGGAAAACACUUUUCAACACCGGGCAAUUUGGCCAUCCACAAGCGAAUCCACACGGGGGAAAAGGCCGUUCGAUGCGAUGUUUGUGACAAAGAGUUCUUACACAGUGGGAAUCUGACGGUGCACAAACGAAUUCACUCGGGGGAGAAAUGCGUCAAAUGUAAUGUUUGCGGCAAAACUUUUUCACACAGUGGAAACCUAACGAUCCAUAUGCGAAAACACACAUUUGAAAAGCCAUACAAAUGCACACAGUGCGAAAAAAGCUUCAGCCAUAGCGGCAACUUAAAUAUACAUAUGCGUAAACACACCGGUGAGAAACCGUUCCGUUGUGAAGUGUGCCAAAAAACGUUUUCCUACUCUGGGGGUCUAACAAUCCAUAUGCGUAUACACACGGGAGAAAAACCAUACAAAUGCACCGUCUGUUCAAAGGAAUUUUCCCACUCUGGAAAUCUGACUAUACAUCUGCGGAAGCAUACGGGAGAAAAGCCAUUCAAAUGUGACCUCUGUAAUAAAGAAUUUAGUCACUCAGGCAACUUAACCAUUCAUAUGAUCAAGCACGUGGAUGAAAAGUCUUCAAAAUCGGAUCAGAGUAAUAAUUUUGAUAUGCAAACAACGAAAAGUGUGCCACAAUUGCCUCAUCCGCAAUCACAUCCGCCGCCACAACCACAUCAAACCGUUGAACACACAUUCAAUCCGAAUAACGGUGAACCGUUUCAAAAUCAAAAUUUCGAUACACCAAAUAUUUAUAAGACGGAACCAUUCAAAACGGAAAUCUAUCGCAACGAAGUGCUGAAAACGGAAUUUUAUAACAAAGAAUUGGCGCAAGCGUCAAUGCUCUACCACCGAGAUAUCAAUCAACCUGAGAAUUUCUCCAGCCAGUUAAUUCGAUUUACUCAAGAGAAAUAUCCGAAUAAUACAAAGUUUUAGACGAAAUCGAAAAUGAAAAGAAAAAAAAAACAACAAAAUACUUUUUCCAUUUUUUUAGGCCAUAAGAUAAUUUAAGUUGAAUCGAAAUCGCACAGAUAAAAUCACACAACAACAAGAAGUAGUAGAUAUUAAUGUGUUUUUUUUUUGUAUAAAGAUUUAAUUGGGAAAGAAAAAUGUUCUUCUUUUAAUUUGUUUGUUUUCGUGCCGCCAAUCCAAUUUCAAUUAAUCCUUUGCCAAUUAUAAAUUAAACUAGCUUCUAAUGCAAACUAAAUGCAAUUCGGCCAAAAUUGUGUUGUUUAAACAAAAUGUUUAAUGAUAUUUUAUUUCCAUUGAAAUUAUAACUCGAAUCAUUGUCCCAUUUAUCCCAUUUAAUUCGUUCAAUCAAUCGAUGGUCUAGGUCAGUGAAUUGCUUUUGUUUCUGUGUUUUAUAAACAAAGUAUACCAUGCCAGUGAAAUAAACAGUGAGAAGAGAAAAUCCAACCAAAUAAUAACUUCAAACAAAUAAAAAGAACUAAACCAAUAA
Messenger RNA from Sitodiplosis mosellana (orange wheat blossom midge), 2199 nucleotides. RefSeq names its product zinc finger protein 664-like. Lineage: Eukaryota; Metazoa; Arthropoda; Insecta; Diptera; Cecidomyiidae. Gene Ontology annotation, cellular component: nucleus. Gene Ontology annotation, biological process: regulation of transcription by RNA polymerase II. Gene Ontology annotation, molecular function: RNA polymerase II transcription regulatory region sequence-specific DNA binding; DNA-binding transcription factor activity, RNA polymerase II-specific. The transcript is spliced from 10 exons. The record is from RefSeq and is a predicted model, not a curated record. Bases 456 to 1676 code for a protein of 406 amino acids.